Messenger RNA from Lepisosteus oculatus (spotted gar), 3126 nucleotides. Its product is annotated as opsin-5-like. Gene Ontology annotation, cellular component: plasma membrane. The record is from RefSeq and is a predicted model, not a curated record. Gene Ontology annotation, biological process: G protein-coupled receptor signaling pathway; visual perception; cellular response to light stimulus. Lineage: Eukaryota; Metazoa; Chordata; Actinopteri; Semionotiformes; Lepisosteidae. Gene Ontology annotation, molecular function: G protein-coupled photoreceptor activity.
AGGGAGGCACAGGGAACAGAGCAGCAGAUCUGCAGACUGACUAGUGCAUCUUCGCCUUUGGAUUGUGACUUUGCGUUCGGCUGAUCUCUGGCUGUACUACCCCAGGAGGAGCCAGCAGCCGGCCACAGGGACCAAUGGCAGUACAAUGACAGCGUGACUCUUCUGUUCUGUUUCUCUUUCAUGAGAAGAUCAUUCUUCUACCUUUGGUGACACCACAUAAGUUCUGGACACUGCUUGUCAUCCAUGAGUUUAUAUGAGGACUGGCGUCUUUUCCCAGUAAGGUGGUUGAAACAUGCUUGCUGUAGGGUAUCACAAUUUUGUAAAGAUGGGAAAUGCCUCCGAAACAGCUUUGUUCAUUUCCACUGUCUCCAAGGAGAAUGAUGUCCUCAUGGGAUUGCUUUAUUCCGUAUUUGGUGUUCUCUCUCUAUUGGGAAACUGUAUCUUGCUGUUUGUUGCCUAUCGCAAAAAAUCUUCCCUGAAGCCAGCUGAGUUCUUCAUCAUCAACCUAUCCAUAAGUGACCUAGGAAUGACAGUGACACUCUUCCCUCUGGCAAUACCAUCCGCUUUUGCACACAAGUGGCUGUUUGACGAGAUCACCUGCCUGUAUUAUGCUUUCUGUGGGGUUCUGUUUGGGCUAUGCAGCCUCACCAACCUCACAGUUCUCUCCUCAGUCUGCUGUCUAAAAGUUUGCUACCCCACCUAUGGUAGCAAGUUUUCUUCAUCCCACGCCUGUCUCUUGGUGGUGGGGUCAUGGAUUUAUGCCUUGAUCUUUGCCAUAGCACCGCUUGCCAAAUGGGGAAAUUAUGGCCCAGAACCCUACGGCACAGCCUGCUGCAUCGACUGGAAAGCACCCAACCGAGAACUGUCCGCCAUGACAUACAUAAUUUUCCUCUUCGUUUUCUGCUACGUGGUGCCCUGCACCAUCAUUUUCACCUCCUACACCUUCAUCCUGCUCACCGUUCGGGGCUCCCGGCAGGCUGUGCAGCAGCAUGUGUCCCCACAGAACAAGACCAGCACUGCACACAACCUCAUCAUUAAGCUCUCCAUCGCUGUGUGUAUUGGUUUCCUGACAGCCUGGAGCCCAUACGCUGUGGUGGCAAUGUGGGCUGCCUUUGGCGAUGCCCAUGUGGUGCCGCCCAUGGCCUUUGCCCUCUCUGCGAUCUUUGCCAAGUCCUCCACCAUCUACAACCCUGUGGUCUAUCUGCUGUUCAAACCGAACUUCCGCAAAUUUCUGUGUCGGGACGCCGCCCAGUGUCGUCGGCGUCUGUGUACCUGCACAUGCAGCUGUGAGGAGAGGCCAGUCCAGAAGGAGGCACAACGUAACAAGGAUGUUAGCAAUUCUACCCGACUCUCAAACGGGCUGCCAGAGAGCCACCUGGCUUGCCGGCAGUGCCCUGAUACAGGAAUCCCCACAGGGCAGCUGGUGCUGCACAGGACUGCCCGAGUAAUGGCAGGCUCUAGUCACAGUGAGGUGCCCAUCAGCCAACUGACCUAUAACCUCCAGAAAGAGAUCCUCUAAUAUGUUCUUGUAAUGAGGCUGGGAUGUCUUUGUUAAUCUGAGGAGCCAGGCCAUCACCGAACCAGACAAACAUAUGGACAUGGGUCCGUGAUACUGCCAAAAAAUACCCAGAGCAUGGGUGCCACAUACCUUUGAUCAGACCAUUAUCCCAGCGAGAAAAUGUCAUACAUGGACUUCAUGUUUUGUCUCAUAUGAAACCAUUUGUCUUGGUAAAAGGAGCAAACAAAAGUGCAAUUAAUAUGUCAGGAACUAGAAGAGGUUUAAUUAUGUUAUGAUAUUUAUGACAUGUUGAACUGUAAUGGUGAAAAGAUAGGAUCAAUUAAUUAAAAAAAACUUUUAUUGCAAUGAACAGCUAAAUUAAAUUAAAUUAAUGAAUUAAACUAAAUAUAUUAGGUAUCUUCUUUUUACAAUUGUGAGGCUGUAUAUUUCAGAAGGAACAUGAAUCAUUAGAGCUGAGUGUCAAAGGAUUGAAGAUUACAAAACAUAGCUGUUUAACAUGCAACUAUGAUUACCGGUUCUGGUAAUCCAAAUUUCCAAACAAAAUCAUCCUUGCUUGAAGGCAGAGCAGGAGAAAUACCCAGAAUUUUGUCUAAACAAAUAAAACAGGAAAUCCAGGCAGAGAAGACACUGCAUGCAAGACAAAAACAAAUUUGUUUUUUAAUCAAAAUGAGUAGAACCAUAAAUUAAUUGAGGAAAUCUAUGUUAAGGUCGGGACAUUUUAAGCAAUGUUAUUGUGUUCGAGUGUAUUAAUAAAUGCACUCAAUAAAGUCUUGGCUAUUGCUCAAUCUAUUUAAAAAAUGCAACAUUUCUUUCAACGGAAAUAAUUAAGUCUUUCCAUCUGCUGUAUGAAUAGCAAGUCUAUUGGCAUAAGCAUGCAAAUAGCCCUUUAUUUUAUUGGGAAUAAAUAUAAUUGACCCUUAGAAACAGAUUCAAUUGAAGCAAUUGAUCGAUGUGCUGAAGUCCGUUCAGGAUUAAGUAGCUUGAUUAAUUUGUUCCUAUUAUGAUUGUAUUGUAGACUUCAAGGACAUACUGUACUGUAUGUACUUAAGGUAAGUAUAAAUGAGCAGGGCUUCCAGUGACUGGGAAAGUAGGUCCAGUAAUCAGACAAAUACAGUACAGGGUUUUGUCCUAGACCUAAGUCACUGUACCAAGAUUAAUUUUUCCUUCUGUUAUCUCCUAAAAGGCAAGGCAAUGCACUUAAAUUUGUGUAAAUCAGUGUGUCUGCUAAGCAAUUAUUAUCAAUUGCACUACUGCAGAAUAUAUUUUCUUAGCACUUUAAAUGAUAUAUUUUACAGAGUAGAAAGUAUUAGUACUAUUUUUAGUUAUAUUUACCUCAUCUUCUUCCUAGGUUUCUUUCAAAUGUUGGGGAUGAGAAUAAUUUCUCUUGCACAGUGUGCACCCACAUAUCUGCUAACAUUAUUAAGAAUCUCUGAAUUAAUUUCAUUUCAUACAUUUUUCUCAUUAAGUCAAAUACCUCUUUUGUUACAUACCUACUGUAUACAGUAUACCAUAUAUGUAAGUAAAAUAACUCAGGAGUAAUUUAAAGAGAUACAGAUUACAGAGAUGCAAGCAUUUACAGUAAUUCUGCUUCAUUUCAAUGCAUGCAA